Molecule: messenger RNA, 684 nt
Organism: Paramisgurnus dabryanus
Lineage: Eukaryota; Metazoa; Chordata; Actinopteri; Cypriniformes; Cobitidae
Product: L-rhamnose-binding lectin CSL3-like
Molecular function (GO): carbohydrate binding
Source: RefSeq, a predicted model, not a curated record
UAAAGCUGAGCAAUAUAAAAGAUUUGCAGUUUUUCACAUAUGUACACUUUUAACAUGCUGGUACCAACGCCAAGCUGGAUUACUUUGCUGCUGUUACUUUCCAGACAUGGUGUCGAGGGAAUACUUAGCUUGGCCUGUGAGGGUGACACAUUAAAACUGCGAUGUGACUGGGGUUACAUAAGGGUCAAUAGCGCCAACUAUGGGCGGCUUUCAAUAUUUUUAUGCUCUAGAGGGAAAUCAAAAGAACAAGUCUCAAAUUAUCAGUGCUUACAAGAAGGAACCCUCCCAAUAGUGUCCAUGAGGUGUGACGGGACGAAAAGAUGCUCGGUUCCUGUACAGAACUCAAUUUUCUCUGACCCGUGUUAUGGAAUUGCCAAAUACCUUGAUGUGAUUUAUUCGUGUUUACCAUUUAAAACAAGUGUUAUCUGUGAAGGUAGCCGAAAUGACAUUCAAUGUGAGACUGGUGUUAUUCGGGUUAAACACGCCAACUACGGACGGAGAGACAAAACAACCUGCAGUCAUAAACAGGCAACUACAGCCGAAUGUUUCUCUCCUCAGACUAAACGCUUUCAAUAUAGCUGCGAUGGAAAGAAGUCAUGUUCUCUUCAUGCUACGAGUUCUGUCUUGGGCGAUCCUUGUUUUGGUGUUCAUAAGUAUUUGGAGGUGGCUUACAUUUGUAAAUAA